UCGCUUUACUGUUAAAAACAUUUCUUACGAUUGUGACUCUUAAAUCUCAUUUGUCAAUAAAUUAUUGUACUACUUUAAUUAAAAUAAUCAAACAAUAUAACGCAACGUAUGAUUUAUAUCGCAAAAUAAAUCGCUUAAAAAAAAAUGACAUGUAUGAAUCUUCUGAAUUAAAAUAACAAUAAAAAUCGCGUUGACUGUUUAAUAAAAGCAAAAGUGAUGUGUCUUAGUUAGAUUAUUGAAAGUGACUCAAUGCGUAAUCUAAUGUGCGAUACGCGAUUGUUUCCGAUUGUCAAUUAAGUGUCUUACAGAAUGGAAUCGCGUACACGAAUACUUAUUUUCUGUUUAUUAUACAUCGCGCGCGCUUCUCAAGUGCCAGCAGGAGAAAUCGAAUUCAGAGGAAGAUUGCCGCGAGCGGAAGAUGUUAAAAAUCUAUCAAGACUAGAUACGCUUGUAGAGAAAACUGAUGGAAUCGACAGACAAUCCGCGUAUAAAUUACGUGAUAAGAGAGCACUCGGUCUUCUGUUAUCAGGUUUGGCACAGAUCUUCGGAUACACGGUGACUCCGAUUCAAAUCGCCUCACUGCCAAAUCCGACGAAUAUCACAAGACCUGCCGCAAUGUCAAACUCAUCCAUGAUGGGCAACAUCAUGGGACAACAAACUACAUCUAUUCGACCGACGUCAAUGAACGAUGCUACAAUGCCGAGGCAACAGGAAACUAUCAGAUUCACCGGCGUGUUAAAUUUUGGCAACAAUUCGGACAUUAUAGGGCAUCUUCAGCGUUACGAGCAGAUCUUUCACGGCCGACAAAAUAAUGCGACAAAUACGAUGACGACGCUCUCGCAACCCGUAUCGAUGCCACCCGCGAAAAUUUCGCUGGAUCCGACAACGAACUCGGUGACCAGACCACCUUUGUUGGCGCCAUUUUUCGUGAGAAUUCCGUUGCCGAUUGCGCCUGAUCUUCCACCAGCCACAAUACCAAUCGAGGAUUUCAGAUUUUCGUAUCCUACCCCGACGGUUUCAAUCGCAAGCGAAUCAAACAAAACUGCGGAAAUGCCGAUUCGGAAAGAAGAGGAAACAAUAUAUAGAAAGAAGGAGAACACAGAACGAUACACGGUGGAGGAAAAAGAUAUCUAUGAUGAGAAAGACGUAAUGAAGCCGGUGAAUCAUUAUACUCAUCAAUUACUCAUCGAUGAGCCGAGCUCGCAGCAGAACGGCAAACAACAACGUAAACAGGAAAAGCAUGAGAGACUAAAGGAGCAAGAGGAGCAAAGAAACUGCAAUAAAAAUAUACGUUAUAAAGAGAAUGAAAUAAAAGAGAAAGACAGAAAGCGAAAAGAAGAGAUCGCUAAUCGAAAUCGAGAAGAAGAAAUCGUUAAUCGAAAUCGAGAAAAAGAAAUCGCUAAUCGAAAUCGAAAGGAAAAGAUCGCCAAUCAAAAUCGAGGAGAAGAAAUUGAUAAUCGAAAUCGAGAACAUGCUUCCAGGUACGAAUCAAUGGAGAAGAGAAAACCAGCGUAUAAUGAUGAAGAAGAUGAAGACUCCGCCGAAAGAUACGAGGAACGUAUCAGUCAAGCGAAUAAAUCUUCGAAGCAGCCUCUAAGGGAGACUGAGAACGAGGAAGUUGAAGACGACGAUUCUAACGAACAGUUUCGCGGACACAAGCAGCCUGAGAACUUUGACAAGUAUAUAGAAGUGGGCUACAAUCAGCAAUUACCUAUCGGCGAUUAUUUCCACGAGGGUGACCCUGAAGUGAUCCGUGAUAGCUACGGCGAGGUAUUGGACGAUAAGAAACUGGAGGAUGACAGAAUCGCCGGUUAUAUCAACAUGUUUAAGCAUCCGUAUGUAUACGAUUCGCAGAGCGUUCGCAAUCCCGAAGACGCGUCUGGAGAAGAUGAAAAUGAGGAAUCUACCGCAGAUGCUUACGACGAACACUUAACUAGACUGCAGAAGCUUAGAGAAGAAUACGCCUUGCCAAAGAUGAAGUAUGAAGAAUACGACUUGAACGAUGAGAAUGAAGCGAAAAGAGACGGCAGAGGCAACGAAAGAAUUCAGAACCAUACAUCGACGCGAUCAAAAACAGGGCGUAUUCGUGGCAAGGAAGAUAAUCGCGCGAAAAUGUCAACUGGACCGAGACAGAAUAUUCUACGCAAUGACGCCGGAAAAUUCGGAAAGACGAAAUCGCAGGACGAAAUCGAUUUCAUGAAACAUGUAACACCUUUAAUCGUGCCUAUACGCUAUAUCGAUACGAAUGACAACAAGGUGCAGCAGGCAACCACGCGACAGCUGAGUUAUGAAGAGUCGGAUAAAUUGCCGAGCGGCAGAUUUUCUGAAGAUAACAUCGAUUCCAUGCGAACGCUCGCCAAAGAGAAGCUGACUCCGCAGAUCGGUUUACCCGAAAGACCGCGAAAAUUGCACGAAGGCGAGCACAAAGAAUUGCAAGUCUGGCCCCCACCUUUCGAUUUCGCCUUCGAUAAUACGGCGCCGACAAACACUAUUAUUUCACCGAAUUCACAGAAUUACCCUUCAAAUUAUUACCGACAUGUAAAAGAUAUCGCGGCAGAUGACGCAAACAGCGACAACUCUUCGGAACAACUUUCCGGUAAUCCGGUCAACAUUAUUUCACCGAAUUCACAGAAAUAUCCUUCAAAUUAUUACCAGCAUGUAAAAAAUAUCGCGGCAAAUGACGCCAACAGCGACAAUUCUUCGGAACAGCCUUCCGGUUACCUGGUAGUCGUUGGUAAUCCGUAUCGAUACCCCUACAAUGUUUAUUAUUUUCCGAACGAAAAUACAAAUUCGCAAAAUCGAGAUUCUUAUCCCAGUACCGAGAGCGCACAUCAGCGAAAUCAAAUCUACGCUCCUCAACAAACUAAUCAACAUUUUAUCCAAGCGAACUCUAAUCUUACCGAACAUAAUUUAAAUAAGACCACGAGAGAUCAUUAUCAGCAACCUCACCAAGCUCCAACCAAUGUUCUCGAUCGUUACAAAUAUAUUUUUGGCCAACAUACUCCUGAAGCCAAGGAAUCGGUUAAUAUUGACACAAGAGAGCAAAUUCCUGUAAAUAUAGAGAACUGGUCGAGCAAAAUAUAUCAACCGCGAUCGCGAGUCGAGCAAUCUCCUCCGGUCCUCGCACAGUUGCAGAACGUGGCAUCUUUAAAUCAGAACGUGCAAAGCAGAUUUUCAAAUUCGCGUUAUUUACGGCCAAUAAGGAGACAAAAAAGAUCUCAACCGGAAGAGCAACGCAAGGAUGAUGGAAAGAUUGAGAUUCUGCAACCGAUUCCGAUAAGUAAACCUUUCGACGAUCCCCAGAGCGCGCAUGACUUCUUCGGCUUUAACAAGGACGAUUAUAGUUUCGCGGGCGAAAGCAGCGAUGCGUUCAAAGUUGCCGAGGAGAAUGGAAAAAUCACGAAAGAAUCGGACGUGCCUCUCGAUCCGCUCGUUUAUCAUCGCGAUAACGAAAGUGUCGUGAAACACACCGACGAACCGGAAAAUGAUACGGAGAAAGCCAAAGUCACAGAAUACAGGAACAAAGUAGCGACCUUAAAGGUAUCGGAGCAGAGGCAAUUAAAACCGAACGGACCAAUCUAUUACGUAGACUUUGUACGCAAUAUUUAAUUGCGAUAUAUCUUAUAGAAAGAAUUUUAAUAAAAAAUAUAUACGAUGCGUUGUUGAUUUGUAUAUUAUUAACAAAACUUAUUUCGUGAAAUGAAAAAUUUUUCACACGUUUCAUAGUUUUAUAUAGCAUCUGUUGUUAACAUGAAAUUUUUAAAUUGUAUUUAAUCUCAGUUUGAAUAAAAUUUGUGUUAUUAAAAUGUUAUUAAUUGUUAAAUAAAAUAUUGACAUAUA
Messenger RNA from Cataglyphis hispanica, 3840 nucleotides. Its product is annotated as inner centromere protein A-like. The transcript has a single exon. The coding region runs from base 310 to 3609 and encodes 1099 amino acids. The record is from RefSeq and is a predicted model, not a curated record. NCBI's taxonomy places the organism in Eukaryota, Metazoa, Arthropoda, Insecta, Hymenoptera, Formicidae.